Molecule: messenger RNA, 1155 nt
Organism: Fonsecaea nubica
Lineage: Eukaryota; Fungi; Ascomycota; Eurotiomycetes; Chaetothyriales; Herpotrichiellaceae
Exons: 1
Coding region: 1-1155 (384 amino acids)
Biological process (GO): nucleoside metabolic process
Molecular function (GO): catalytic activity
Source: RefSeq, a predicted model, not a curated record
AUGGCGACCCCAAAACCUUUGUCGCAUGACGAUUAUACUGUUGGGUGGAUAUGUGCUUUACCUGUCGAGGCCGCGGCAGGCAAGGCUAUGCUCGACGAUGAGCACCAAUCACUGCGUCAGGAGAAACAUGACUACAACAAAUACACGCUUGGACGCGUUGGGUGCCACAAUGUCGUCGUCACCUGUCUUCCUGCCGGAGUUCCUGGAACGAAUGCGGCUGCCAUUGUGGCCACGCAGAUGUUCCGAACCUUUACCCAGAUCAGAUUUUGUUUGAUGGUGGGAACCGGAGGUGGUGUUCCCAGUCACGAACACGACAUUAGACUUGGCGAUGUAGCUGUUGGUCUCAGCGUUGUUCAAUAUGACUUCGGAAAAACUGUACAAGGUGGAAAAUUUCACCACACAGGGCCGUCGAAUAGACCGCCCAAUUUUCUUCUCGCUGUCGUAUCGGAGCUGAGAGCGAAGCACAUGUUGGAGGGAACUGAUUUAUCGGGCCACUUAUCCAAGGCCUUUGAAAAGUACACCAAGAUGGCGGCGACUUUUACCUUUCCUGGGCAGGAGCACGAUUUUAUCUACGAGUCCGAUUUUGAUCACCCAGAAGGCCUCGACGACUGCUCGCAAUGCGAUAAACAGCGGCUGGUGCCUCGCUCAACUCGCUCUGUGCAGGAGCCGGUCAUCCACUAUGGUCCCAUUGCCUCAGGCAAUCAGGUGAUGCGGCACGGCGCAACAAGAGAGAAGCUGAGGAAGCAGGAAGGGGUGGUAUGUUUCGAAAUGGAAGCUGCUGGACUCGUCGAUGUUUUCCCAUGCCUUGUGGUCAGAGGUAUUUGCAACUAUUCUGACUCGCACAAGAACAACAAAUGGCAACCGUAUGCGGCGGUCACAGCGGCUUGCUUUGCUAAGGAGUUUCUGUCAGAAAUUGAGGCAGUUCAUGCUCAAGAGGUGCGCACAGCGGCUGACACCACGGAAACCUUCCACGCCAUUAACAGGAUUCAGUCGCAAAAUACUUUAUUUCAGACGUCGUCGCCAAUGCCGCUUGCAGAGACUCGGCAAAUGCAUACUGGGGCCUAUCAACUUGAUGAUAGCUCAAAUUCUGUUCUCGCCGGCUUAUCCAGACUCGACAGUCAAAAGAUCACAUCUUUCAAAAUUUGGAAGGGAUGA